GUCCUAACAUAAUUACUUAACCAAGCUUUAAUCUUUGCAUUACUCACAUACUUAAUUACUAUACACACCACCUUUUCUUAGAGUAGCCAAUCCAACAACGUUCAAGAUGGAAAGGAAAUCUGUUGUGCUUUUUAUGGUGUUGCUCAUCUUCUUUGCUUCUCAUGGUAUGGUGCAACAAGCUGAUGCAAGAAUGUGCGAGUCACAGAGUCAUCAUUUUAAGGGGAUGUGUUUUAUCGAUCACAACUGCGCUACCGUUUGCAGAACUGAAGGUUUCUCCGGUGGCAUCUGCGUUGGUUUACGCGGCCGCUGUUUCUGCACUAGACAAUGCACGUAGUAGUCUGCUUGCUUUGUUUCCGAUGUUCCUUUGUUUUUCUUGUUGUUUGUUUAAGCAUCAAAAUGCAAGGUCAUUUUUUUUUAUUAUGGGGUGAAGUUGUAGUGGUUGCUAUAACUUUGUUUUGGAAUCGAAUAUCAAGCAUUGUCGUUAGUGUUUAAUUUCAACUUCCAAAUCUUGAAAAUUUAUCAUAUGUUUUGUUGGUACAUUUUUUUUUUAAAUUUAU
Messenger RNA from Chenopodium quinoa (quinoa), 557 nucleotides. Its product is annotated as defensin Ec-AMP-D1-like. The transcript is spliced from 2 exons. Gene Ontology annotation, biological process: defense response. Lineage: Eukaryota; Viridiplantae; Streptophyta; Magnoliopsida; Caryophyllales; Amaranthaceae. The record is from RefSeq and is a predicted model, not a curated record. Bases 107 to 334 code for a protein of 75 amino acids.